Molecule: messenger RNA, 687 nt
Organism: Rangifer tarandus platyrhynchus (Svalbard reindeer)
Lineage: Eukaryota; Metazoa; Chordata; Mammalia; Artiodactyla; Cervidae
Source: the annotation of a GenBank genome assembly
AUGAAAAAGCUGAAGGUCUCGAAGGCCGGAUCAUCAGAUGUGAGGGGUUCUGCUUGGGGGAAAAGGGGGCAAGACCUGGGCACUGCCCAAACACCACAGGAGUUGUCCUUGGAGAUGCCACCUUGUCUUCCAGCAGACUCGUGCGUCAUGGCAGAGCGGGGCAGCUGGAGUCGCUGUGUCAAGCCCUGCCAGGUCUGUUACCGCGUCCGCAAGAGGCAGGUCCUGCCGCAGCCAAGGAAUGGCGUGCCCCUUGACCCCGCUUGGAGGACCGGGCUGGCUGCGUGGCUGGGGCCUGUUCCGGAGAGCUGCCAGCAGGUGAAGGAGCCCCACGCCCAGGGGGUGAGGUCUCUGACCCAGUGCCACAUAAUCCGUGUGACGUGUGAGUGGCCUGCCCAGGACGCCAGGAGCGGGCACGGCUACGGGGUUGGCGCUGAGCCUGGAGGAAAACCUGAGGCCUACACAGGCGCAGGAUCUGGGCAGAAGCUGAAGCACCGUGAGCAGGCCAGCCAGAGAAGCGGGGGUUCCCUCCGUGGCUGGCCUGGAGGAGGGGAGCACGAGCCUCAUCCCAACACAGUGUGGUCCCUGUCAGGGCACUGGGGACGCACAGGCGACCAGCGGCCUCACUACAAUCAUCCAAGACGGGGAGCAGAGAGGAUCGGGGUGUCCUGCUGCCACUUCCCUCCCUGA